AUGGAAGAGGAUGAAGAUGCAGAUGAAGAAGAAAUAAAAAAGAGUAAAAAGAAAUUAAAAGAAAAAAUAAAAACUAUUAUAAUAGAAGAAAAAGAAAGAAAAGAUAUAGAAAAUAAAAAGGGAGAUCAUAUAAAUGAGAAAACAAUAGAAAAAAACUUAAAAGAAAUGGAAAAUGAAGAAAAAAAAAAAAGAGGAGUAGAAGAUAAACAAUAUAGGAAAAAUGAUGAAAAAGAAAAUUUAGAAACUUCGAAUGAAAAGAAUAAUAAUAGUUAUAAUUACAAAACAAUAAACAACUUUUUUUUUCGGAAAGAUUCGAAGUUAGAAGAUACGAAAAUAUGUGAUGCAUGUAAUUACUGUGACGAUACUUGCUUCUCUUUGUUAUGUAAGAAUUGCAAAAAAAAAAAAAAAAAUUUAUACAAAAAAUAUAAAAAUUCGAAAAAUAAUAACUUAAAAAUAUGCGAAAACCAAAUGAAAAAAAUAUUUUGGUUGAAUAAAAAAAUACAUGAAAGUAUAAUCUUUACUAGUUAUAAAAAUGAGAAAAGAGAUAUUAAAAAUAAUAAUAAUGAAAACAAAAAGAAAGAUGAAGAAAAUACAAAUAGUAAAAAAAAGAUAGAUACUUCAGAUAAUAAUUAUAGGAAAUUUAAUUCUAGUAUCGAUGAUAAGGAUAUCAUGUAUAAAAAUAAUAAUGAUGAAGAAAAAGAUAAUUAUAACACUUUAAAUUAUAUAAUUAACAAAAAUAAAAAUUAUGUGCAUUCAGAAAGUGACCGUGAAAGAACAUCGGAAUAUAACUUUACUAAAUAUAAACAAUAUUUUACUAAAUGUGAAAUUGAAAGACAUUGUAAAAUAGAUGACUGUUGGAUAAUAGCGAAUGGAUAUGUUUAUGAUGUAACAACAAUUAUUAAAUAUCAUCCAGGUGGAAUUAACUGUAUUUUAAAAAAAGCUGGUAAAGAUACAACAGUAGAUUAUUAUUUCCAUUCAAAAUAUGCUCAAAAAAAUUUUUGGGAACCCUUAAAAAUUGGCAAAGUUGUCAAAUGUAAAAAAGAUAUUUUAGAAGAAAAAAAGAAAAAAAAUUUAAUAUCAACAAAAAAAAGAAAUUUAUGUAUAUUUAUGUGA
Messenger RNA from Plasmodium gallinaceum, 1113 nucleotides. Its product is annotated as conserved protein, unknown function. Lineage: Eukaryota; Apicomplexa; Aconoidasida; Haemosporida; Plasmodiidae. Gene Ontology annotation, cellular component: intracellular membrane-bounded organelle; membrane. The transcript has a single exon. The record is from RefSeq and is a predicted model, not a curated record. Gene Ontology annotation, molecular function: heme binding. Bases 1 to 1113 code for a protein of 370 amino acids.